AACAGUGUGGCAGGAGGGCUGAUAACUCAUAGACGAUGACAGUCGGAGUCCAGGUGGAUCUUUACCGAUUUGUGUCAAUGUGGAACAUUUCGACCGCACUGUCCUCCAUACACACCAUAAUUUGUUUCAUGCAGUCAUAGUUGCACACUGUAAGGAUUUUAACAAAGUUACAUUUCCAAUAUGGUAGGAGAGGUUGUUGUUGUUGAGCGGAUUGUUGUCAUGUCCCCGCAGUGCCUGUAGUGGUGCUGUGAGGAGUCUGCUGUGGAUCCAACAAAUGUCCUCAGCAGCCUACCUACGGCUUGUAAUUUGCGCUGGUUUGCCUAUAUUUACAUGGCUCCUUUUUUCAAGAAAAUCCGAGCUCGAUGAAGACCUCCGUUACUACCCUACCUGGAAUAUCGAUGCCCGAGUAGCCUAGCUGAUUCUAAUAGACAUUUCGGCCGUCUGUCUGGAGCGAAUACCGUACACAGCCCGAACCCAUUCAAGCUGAUGUUUUCAAGGACAAGAGUCACGUGAUGUAUGAAGGCAAACACAUACACUUCUCAGAGGUGGACAAUAAGCCGCUGUGCUCGUACAGUCCAAAGCUGUGCAAGCAGCGCAGGCUAAAUGGGUACGCGUUCUGCAUCCGGCAUGUUCUGGAGGACAAGACGGCUCCUUUCAAGCAGUGUGAAUAUGUGGCAAAGUACAACAGCCAGCGUUGCACCAACCCCAUCCCCAAGUCUGAGGAUCGCAGAUACUGUAACAGCCACCUGCAGGUUCUCGGCUUUAUCCCGAAGAAGGAACGCAAGAAGAAACAUGAUGGUUUAGAGGAAACGCGUCCUCGGGCUCACCUGGAGUCAGUGGCUCUCAACAUAACUGUGCCCUCUUUAGCUCUGAGAGCCACCAAUGGUAUAGAUGAACUUCCACCAUCUCCCCCUUGCUCACGCCUGUUACCCCUUGCUGAUGGUGAACUCCUGGACCCUUUUGCCUUUUAUGAGGAUGAAACGGACGGAGAGGAGGUGGGCACCCCUCGAAAGGGGAGCAGCAUCAAGAAGAAGCCACAGAGUCGGCUGGUGGUCAACCAGAAACUCUCCCAGGACACAGAACUCUUCCAGCCAACUCCUGAGCACUUUACGGCCUCACCGGUUCCACGCAUCCACCCCUCUUCGCCGCUCAACGCUCAUCUACCACGACAGACGCCGGGUCUCUUGCAGUCGCCUCAGCAGACCGGCUUGACAUCCUUCCCCUUCCCAGGACAGCAGCAGGGUUUAUUAUGCAAUCCGCCACCACCUCAGUCAGUCAACUUUCUGCCUCCAGGGAUGCCUGCAAACGCAUUGCCCAGUUCAGGGCAACAUUCUGGACCAUCGCUCAGCAGGAAAAUGCCUUUCGCUGCAACUCAACCGCCUGUCUGCUGCAAGGAUGGUGGCAGUAACAAUCAGAGGCACGUGGUCAUCAUGCAACCCACGGCCUUCUCACCGUCUGCCGACUGCCUUGCCAGGUUGCACCACCUGGUUCAGCUCUGUGCCAAGAGACAGCGGGAGCACGGAGAGCUCUUCUCUCAUCUAGGUUUGGACUGGUCAGAAGACAGUGCCGAAGACGACGACGAAGAAGAGGAUGCUGAGAGAGUUACUCCUUUUCAGAAUUCGUGGAAACCAGAGAACAGGCCGGAAGGUGACGGCGGGUCUUCGCGGAGAGCCCGCCUGCUUCGGCUUUGCUCCUACCUUCGGGAGAAAUACAAGCACAUGUGCAGACAGGAGAGGGCGAGCAUCCGCCAGAAGAGGUACCGUUACGCCUUCCGGAAAGCCUUGCUGCAGGCUGCCAGCAACAACCCUGACUCCGCGGGGCAGCUGAUCCAGGAGCUGGGUGGAAACUCUCACAGCUCUUCAUGUGUGCCUCCAGCAAGGCCGCAGAGCACAGAAGCAGCGACCUGCACUGGAUCCACCAAGGGCCAGACCUGCAACAACAGAGCUCUGCCCUUCACCCAACACUGUUUUCAGCACAUAUUGUUGAAUCGUUCCCAGCAGCUCUUUGCUAGUUGCACAGCCAAAUUUGCAGACGGUCAACAGUGCUCCAUCCCUGUGUUUGAUAUUACGCACCAGACUCCCCUCUGCGAAGAGCAUGCCAAAAAGAUGGAUAAUUUUCUGCGCGGGGACGGAAACCGGAGAGUGCAGCACCAGCAGCAGCGAAAGCCACGUAAAAAGACCAAACCGCCAGCGCUCACCAAAAAACAUAAGAAGAAAAGGAGGAGAGGGCCGCGGAGGCCCCAGAAACCCAUCCCGCCAGCGUUGCCGCAGGGGAACCUGGGAAUGCCCUCGAUGAGCCUCAUGAUGCCCUCGCAGGCCGGCAUCAGGAGCCCUUCGACUCCAGACCUGAGCACAGACGAGCUUCCUGAUGACAUCACCAAUGACAUAGCAGACAUUCCUAAUGAUCUUGAGUUAAACCAGGAGGAUUUCUCUGAUGUGUUACCACGGCUACCUGACGACCUGCAAGAUUUCGACUUGUUUGAAGUUAAGAACGGAGAGCUGCUGCCCACCACAGAGGAGGCUGAGGAACUGGUCCGCGCCCUGCAGGCGAUGGGCUCCUACCCGGACUCGUUGGUGUGCCUGACCUCCAUGGGAGACCUGUCUUCAGCCGAGGGAGUGGACCACCGAGCCAUGACCGUGUUUCCCGGACCGGUCCAGCCGGGCAGCAUGGGGGACCUGCUCAGCGCUCGCAUCCCUGCUGAGAACUUCACCAGCCUGGAGUUGGAGGAUAAUCUGCUGCAGUCCACCGGGGACCACUUCUCCCCAUCGCCGCCAUCCCAGCCAACGAGCCAGCCGCCUCCGUCAUGCUCCAACCUGACCUCACCUACUUCUGCGGUGGCGACCACCAGCAUCUCCCUGCUCACACAGACCUCUAUAACAGAGCGGACAUUUUCUCGAACGCACACUUCCCAUGUCCUGGCAAAGUCGGAGGUCUCUGCGUUGUCUCCCCAAGGCAGCCACUACAGUAGUGAGCAUGUGCCAUCCCCGUACAGUGACCACAUAUCUUCUCCCCACGCCACCUCCUUCCAGACAGACACCCCCCUUCUGCUCGAGGUCCCUCUCAGCGGGGUUCCGGGGACCCCUCGCUCAACGUUUAACAACCUCCCCCUCACAGACCCCACGCAGUUCGGCAAUCUCAUGCGGUCAGAGAGUCAUCUCAUCACCACCUCCCUGUCCACCCCGCCCGCCACCACCCACUCUGUAACACUGCAGCCAAUGCCGGCUCUGUCGGCGAUGCCUCAGGGCGCCGUGACGGGUUUAACAGCUCCCCCCGUCCUCUCGUCAUCAUCCUCCUCUUCUUCCUCACACGAUCACCUGUUGACCCCCACACAGCCCAAGCAACAGCUCCCUCAGUUCAGCGCGGCCUUCGGCCAUCAACUGGCCUCCCACAGCGGAAUCCCGAAAGACGUGCAGCCCAGUCACAGCUCCACGGCGCCCCCUGCCGGCUUCUCAUUAGUUAGUGCCACCACUGCAAGUGCCAACAGCGCCACGCCACCCUUCACGCAAAGUAAAUGAUUUGCAGCGGCUGCGUGGACUCACAGCCGACUGGCUUUCUGAUUAACCCGUUUCAUCUGCUUUAUGUGUGCAAUGUGGUUCUAGUGCACUAUUUGGUAAUGAAUUUGCACAACCUCAGAUUCUCCUUCACCCCCCCCGUAGCCGGAGGGUUUUCAGAUUUCAAGUAGCUGUGAGUCCACUCCAUGGUCCGCGAUCUUGUGAGUAGUGGGGAGGCUGUUGUUAGAUUAUGUGAUGAAUUAAAGGACAUUAGCAAAGAUUAUUUAUACCAGUGCUCAGAAAUCCCGGAUGCCGCUCUGCUUGCUUCGCCCGUUUUUCUUAAAAAUGAUCAAAAACACCCUGCCUUUCUCAGAUGGCCAUUUGCAUCCCCCUCCUCCCUCUGUUUUAUACACUCUGGUUUAAAGAAAAGAAUACACAUUGUGGCGUUUUUGUAACCCAUUAUGUUUCGAGCUAUUUAACUGUCUUCAUGAUAUUGAUUCAGUCACCAAAAUACUUUUAAACAGCUGUUUUUAUAUGGUGUAUAUUAUAUGUGCUCAUUUAUCGGUUUUGCUCGGACGUGAAAAAGUCUUUGACCUCACCAUUGGUUGUGGCACUGUGAGUGGCUUAGUAGACACUUGAAGGUAAUAGUUUCUUAAAGCAAUAAAAACCCAUUACUAUCA
Messenger RNA from Girardinichthys multiradiatus, 4171 nucleotides. It is a transcript of the gene ino80da, whose product is annotated as INO80 complex subunit D. The record is from RefSeq and is a predicted model, not a curated record. The coding region runs from base 513 to 3515 and encodes 1000 amino acids. The transcript is spliced from 10 exons. Gene Ontology annotation, cellular component: nucleus. Lineage: Eukaryota; Metazoa; Chordata; Actinopteri; Cyprinodontiformes; Goodeidae.